This is a messenger RNA of Camellia sinensis, 1116 nucleotides long. The record is from RefSeq and is a predicted model, not a curated record. Lineage: Eukaryota; Viridiplantae; Streptophyta; Magnoliopsida; Ericales; Theaceae.
AUGGGUGGUUUAAAAUUUGGUUGUGAUUUCAAAACUUGGAUUUUUGGGUAUGAGGAUGAGCAUGAGUUGGUUGAAGCUUGGGAUUCUUUGAUUCAUAAAUAUAACUUGCAAGAGAACUUAUGGAUAAAGAAGACUUGGGAACUUAGAGAGAAGUGGGCGCAUGUGUAUAUGAAGUUGGUAUAUGCUGCAGGAAUGCGAAGCACUCAACUUAGUGAAAGCUUGAAUGCAGAAUUGAAGAGGAAUUUAAAAGUUGACCAUAAUAUUAUUCAAUUUUUUACACACUUCAAUCGAGUUGUUUUGGAUAAGCGGUAUGAAGAAGUAAAAGCCAUAUACGAUUCUAGACAACAAUUGCUGAGAAUAAAGUUGAAAAUGUCUCCCAUGUUAAUUCAAGUUGCUAAGUUGUAUACCCGUCCUAUCUUUGACUUAUUUCAUAAUGAGUUAAACACAUCACUUCAUUGUCAAGUGAAGCAAUGCCAUGAGUUAGAAAGAGAAGUAACGUAUGUGAUUGGCUUAUAUAGAGAGGAUAGAGAGUAUAUUGUGAAAGAUGCGAAGGAUUGUGCAAUUGAGAAAACAAUUACAGUGGUUGAGAAUGACCCUAAGUUGGUGAUAGCAGCACGCUACAAAGAUCUUUGUCCUAGAAUGGUAAAACUAGCAGCUCGAUCAUCUGAAUGCAAACUUGGCUAUCAAUUAGUUGAAGAAACUCUUAGGGAUUUGUGUGCAAAGGUAGACAAUAUGAUGACUUCAUUAGACGGCUCAGGCACUUCUGGUAGUGGAGGCAAUAUUGAAGUGGGUACCAAAGAAUUUGUAGUUGAUCCAAACUUUGCACAAGCUAAGGGCUUAAAAAAGAAAGAGGGCGGACACAAGGGUGGGAGUAGAUUAAAACCUUGGCAUGAGAAGACUACUAAGAGAACAAAAUUUGUUUUGCAACCUACCCGCCUUACUCAAAAUAUUGGACAGUCAAGCAACACUAGAAAUAUUCAGAAUUCAUCUUCAAACCACACAUCGGGAUUAGGAUUUGAUCUAGCAAAGCACAAUCCCAUGGUGGCUGAGUCAAUCUUUCGUAAUGAUAGUUUGUUUGAUUUUUUCAGUCAUUCAGAACCACCCUCGCCAAAUUGA